Lingula anatina is the source of this 977-nucleotide messenger RNA. RefSeq names its product transmembrane protein 18. The record is from RefSeq and is a predicted model, not a curated record. Lineage: Eukaryota; Metazoa; Brachiopoda; Lingulata; Lingulida; Lingulidae. Gene Ontology annotation, cellular component: nuclear membrane.
GCUAAAAUUGAAAACGUAAAUGAGUGAGACUUAUUAGUGUUUUAAAUCUUGUAAAUAAUGAGGCCAGUAGCAGUAGAUGAAAUUACCGGUAUAUGGAGUUAUUUGUUGACUAUCGAUUGGACAGAGACGUGGAUUCUUUGCUUACUAGGCUUCCACCUGCUGUGCUAUACCCUGAUCUAUAUAACUCGUAGGACAGGUGCUGCACAGGCUGUUCUCUUUGUCUUCAUGUUAAUGGUGGUAUAUUUUUCUGAAAAUAUUAAUGAAAAAGCAGCUGAACAUUGGAGGUUGUUUUCAAAGCAGCAGUAUUUUGAUAGUAAUGGGCUGUUCAUCUCUCUCCUGUUGUCUACACCUUUAUUGCUGGGAUGUAUGGCAAUUGUGAUGUUAUGGCUAUGGGAAGUGUCACAGUUAAUGGUCAGCCUGAAAACAAAACAAAUACAAAGACAGGCAAAGAAACAAGAGGCUGAACAAAAGGAAAAAAAGAAAUGAACUCCCAUGAAGUGAAAGCAAAGAGGAAAAGAGGAUAAAAAGGAAUACCCCAAAAAAGGAGUCAGUGUUAACUGUAAGAGGGAAGAAAGCAAAUCAGCUUCUUUCUGUUAUAGCAUUCCUUGAUUACAGUUGUGGUUGAACAGGUGGUUAAUGGAAGUGACUAAGAUGGACUCCUUUAACUGAUGGAGAGAAAUAAGAACAAUAAGCUUCCAAGAUUAUAAUGGUGGAGGGAAAGGAGGGGCUUCUAUUGCAGGUUAAAAAAGGGGGAAAAUUGGGGGGGGAGCUUUUUCAUGAUAAGAGGACAUUUUUUGCCACAGUGGGAUGGAAUGUAGACCACAUUUUUACUUAGAGCAGACCUUUUCCGUGAUGGAGGGGUGGUUCUCCGAACCCCCACCCCACCACCCCUGCCUACAGGUCUUCUCAAGAUCUUGUUAUUCAGGCCUACCCAACUACCAGACUCCGCACCUAAGGAUCCUGAAUUAACCGGUAUA